This is a messenger RNA of Myotis myotis, 3843 nucleotides long. RefSeq names its product putative zinc finger protein 876. The record is from RefSeq and is a predicted model, not a curated record. Gene Ontology annotation, biological process: negative regulation of transcription by RNA polymerase II. NCBI's taxonomy places the organism in Eukaryota, Metazoa, Chordata, Mammalia, Chiroptera, Vespertilionidae. Gene Ontology annotation, molecular function: DNA-binding transcription repressor activity, RNA polymerase II-specific.
AUGUUACAGAGAAGCCUUACAAAUGCAAAGAAUGUGAUAAAGCCUUUAAGUGGCAGGCAAAUGUUAUUUUACAUCAGAGAAUUCAUACUGGAGAGAAGCCUUAUAAAUGUAGAGAAUGUGGCAAAGCUUUUAUCCAGAGCUCACAUCUUACUCGGCAUCAGAUCAUUCAUUCUGGAGAGAAGCCUUAUAAAUGCAGAGAAUGUGGCAAAACUUUUAUCCAGAGUUCACAUCUUACUCGACAUCAGAUAAUUCAUUCUGGAGAGAAGCCUUAUAAAUGUACUGAAUGUGGCAAAGCUUUUAGCCACUGUUCAAACCUUAGCCAUCAUCAGAAUUCAUACUGGACUAAAGCCUUAUAAAUGUAGAGAAUGUGGUAAAACCUUUAUCCGGAGCUCAAAUCUUACUCAACAUCAGAGGAUUCAUUCUGGAGAUAAGCCUUAUACAUGUAGAGAAUGUGGCAAAGCCUUUACCCAGGGCUCACAGCUUACUAAACAUCAGAAAAUUCAUUCUGGAGAGAAGCCAUAUAAAUGUGGAGAAUGUGGCAAAGCCUUUACCCGGGGCUCACAUCUUAAUCAACAUCAGAAUAUUCAUUCUGGAGAGAAGCCAUAUAAAUGUGGAGAAUGUUGCAAAGCCUUUCGCUGGUAUUCAGCCUUUUCCAAACAUCAAAGAAUUCAUACUGGAGAGAAGCCUUAUGAAUGUAGAGAAUGUGGCAAAACCUUUACCCGGAACUCAAAUCUUACUCAACAUCAGAGAAUUCAUUCUGGCGAGAAGCCUUAUACAUGUAGAGAAUGUGGCAAAGCUUUUAUCGAGAGUUCACAACUUGCUAAACAUCAGAAAAUUCAUUGUGGGGAAAAGCCCUAUAAAUGUAGAGAAUGUGGCAAAACCUUUACCCGGGGCUCACAUCUUACUCAACAUCAGAAUAUUCAUUCUGGAGAGAAACCCUAUAAAUGUACAGAAUGUGGCAAAGUCUUUAGCUGGUAUUCAGCCUUUUCCAAACAUCAGAGAAAUCACUCAGGACACAAACCCUUAUAAAUGUGUAGAUGUCAAAAUGCCUUCACAUCAUAUUUAAACAUUUAUAGCAUCAAAGGACUCAGCUAUGGAGAAGCCUUAGAAACACAGAAUGUGGCAAAGCCUUUACCCAUUGCUCAAAUCUUACCAAAGAUAUGAGAAUGCAUACCUGAGAGAAUCUUUACAAAUGUGAAGAGUAUGACAAAGCCUUUAACCUUGCUAUAGCUGUACUCAAUAUUGGGAAAUUCAUAGAGAAUAGAAACAAUCUAUGUAAUAGAAGCCUAAGCAACUUUUACAGCAGAACAUCCAGAAGGACUGGCUGCUAUGAUGCUCACUGACCACCACGGGGCAGAUGCUCAACAUAGGAGCUUGCUCUCUGGUGGUCAGUGCACUCCCACAGGGGGAGCACUCCUCAGCCAGAAGCCAGGCUCAUGGCUUGCAAGCGCAGUGGUGGUGGUGGGAGCCUCUCCUUCCUCCGCAGCAGCGUUGAGGAGCAGCGAGCCAAGUGGUAAGAAGCAGUGAGCAGGCAGGUGGUAAGUAGUGAGCGGUCCUGGACUGCGAGUUGGAUAUCCGACUGCUGGCUUAGGCCUGUUCCCCGUGUGGAGCAGGCCUAAGCUAGCAGGUGGACAUCCCCCAAGGGGUCCUGGACUGUGAGAGGGCACUGGCCGGGCUUAAGGACCCCCCCCCCACUCCAGUGCACAAAUUCUGUGCACUGGGCCUCUAGUAUAAAUAUAAAGAAUAUGGAAAAAAUUCCAACCAUUGCCCAAAGCUCACUAAAUAUCAUACCAGAGAGAACGCUAACAAUGCAGAGAAUUUGAUAACACCUUUACCCAGUGUUGAAACCUUAAUCAAUAUCACAUAAUUUAUGCUUUACUGAAAGAAUACAAAUAUAAACAAUGUGGCAAAACCUUUUACCAUUGCUGAAGCCUCAGUGUUCUUUAGAGCCGCGGUUGCCAACCUUUCAAACCUCAUGGACCACCAGUGGUCCGUGGACUACCGGUUGGCGACCGCUGCUUUAGAGAAUUUAUAGUGGAGAGAAGCCAUGCAAAUAUAAAAUGUUCAGCAAAUAUUGUUUUCAGCAUUUAUAGGUACAUCUUAACUGCCACAUGAGUAUUCUUACUGGAGAAAAACUUAAAAUGUUAAAGAAUGUGCAAACCCUAUACCUGAACCUACAAUCUUUCUUCAUAUCAGAGAAUGCAUACUCAUGAGAAAUUCUACCUUUGAUAUAAAUGGUAAAAAAUAUUUCCUCACAAUACAUACUUCAGAAAACCCCACAGCAUUUGUGCUUGGAAGUGACUUUAAUAAAAUUAAAUGUAUAACAUCAGAGAAUUCACAGUAGAAAGUAGUAAGUCAGUAACACUUUUCAAAUAUGACUUUAAAUCAGAAUACUUAUUUUAGAGAAUCUAGUAAUGAAAGUUACAUGAUUUUUUAGUGUAAAUCAGAAUAGCAAGGGGAUGAAUAUUAGGACAAAUGUAAUUGUCUCCACUGAAUUCUUUUUUGUUACAACAGUUAUAAAAGUUUGUGGCUUUUUUUAAACAAAAGUAUUCAUGUGAUUUCUAUCUCAAUUCAUUUCAUGAUCUUUGAAUGCUUGUAAUGUGUAUUUCAACCCUAGGCAAUAUAUUGUGCUUGCAAUACUUUAUUUAGACUAUGUGUGGACUUAAUAUGUUCAUUAAUAAAGAUGAAGUAAUUGAAAUAUGUUACCAGUGAUGUGUAAUGAAUGAGGUGUUGACAUGCCAUCAGUGUUAAUGUUUACCACCCUAUUCACCAUUGUGGGUAACAAUUUGUAAUGCAGUGGAAUGACAUUUACUCACAGGCCUUAAACCUUAAAUAAUGUGUGAAGAGUUUACCCAUAAUUUAUUUUUUUAUUCAUUGUACCUGCUGGGAAAUUAUGAUGGUUACAAAAAAAUAUGUAGUGGGAGUAUUGUUGUGAGUUUAUGUAAAAGUCUGUGGUGUUUCAGCAUUAUCAUUUAUUUUGUGUAGUUAAGUAAAGAACUGAACUCCCAUGAAUCCCUAGUGUAUACAGGCACCAGCUUACAGUGUCACAAAUGAAUGUAAGUUUUUGAUAGGACUUCUCCAGCAGUCCUUGUGGAGUCUUUUGUGCACCCCAAAGCCUUCAGUUUGUAUGCCCCUUAUGUAAGAUUUCUGAAGAGCUAGCCAAACCUUGCUGGUUAUGCUUUGAGUUGAACAAUCUGGACCUAGCUCAAGAAUCCCAUGGCACUCCACAUAGUGAUCCUAAUACAAGCCUACACUCUGUGUACUGCCACUCUCUUCCUGCAUCCUGUCUUGUCCUGCCUGUGUUAGCCCCUGCAGGCAUGCUGUGUACUUCCUCCAUGCUUGUGAGUUAUAAACUUUUAUUUCCAAUUUUUCUGUAGGAUUUUGAGUAACUGCUGGACACCAUCCAGUACCAGUGGGCUUUCCUUACAAAUGCUAAUUGAACAAAAUCUUAAAAAGUAUGAUUAGAAGCCCUAUUUUUUUAUUUCUGCAUCUUCAUAAUAUUUUAUCAUAUCCUAUAUAAUAAAAGGGUAAUAUGCAGAUCGAUGGACUGUGGAACGACCCAUCUCUGUGACGCGCACUGACCACCAGGGGCCAGACGCUCAACUCAGGAGCUGCCCGUGGUGGUCAGUGUGCUCCACAGGGGGAGCACUGCUCAGCCAGAAGCCCAGAAGCCGGGCUCACUGCUGGUGAACGCAGCGGCGGUGGCGGGAACCUCUCCCACUUCCGUGGCAGCUCUUAGGAUGUCCAUGGGGAGCGGGCCUAAACUGUCAGUUGGACAUCCCCCGAGGGCUCCCAGGUUGUGAUGAACAAGGACAGAUCCAGAGACGGAGAGGCAUUGAUUGG